Syngnathus typhle (broad-nosed pipefish) is the source of this 5350-nucleotide messenger RNA. Its product is annotated as synaptic vesicle membrane protein VAT-1 homolog. The record is from RefSeq and is a predicted model, not a curated record. Gene Ontology annotation, molecular function: zinc ion binding; oxidoreductase activity. Bases 269 to 1675 code for a protein of 468 amino acids. NCBI's taxonomy places the organism in Eukaryota, Metazoa, Chordata, Actinopteri, Syngnathiformes, Syngnathidae. The transcript is spliced from 6 exons.
UCAGCUUUCCGUGUUUUCCAGUCUGCCUCCAUCUCGUCCCACUCACUCUCACUGCUUGAGCCCGACGUUGACAGCCACCACUCGAGUCUCUCUCUUAACCGGUCAGCACACUGUCGAUUUUUUCCCCCAAGUGACCGCUGCAAAAAAAAAAAAGACUUUGUGCGACCCUACCCAUCUUAUUUCGCAAGACCACUACAGGCAUCUCUUUUGUAGAACAAAUAAGAAAACAAGUCACUGUGUUCUACUUUUUCGAAGCAUCUUUGCAAACAUGUCCGGAGAAGACGCACCUGUGCAGCAGCAGCAGCAGAAUGCAGUAGACCAGAAGCAGGACUCUAAGGCUACCGAGGAGCCCAAGGCGGAGUCGGAGCCAGCGACCGACGCGCCGUCGGCUGCAGCGGACGCAGCUCUCCCGGCGGCCACCGAACAGGUCUCCGAAGAAGAGGCGUUCACCUAUCGUGCCCUGGUGCUCACCGGCUAUGGGGGCUACGACAAAGUCAAGCUGCAAGUCAAGAAGGGCAAGCCGUCCCUCAAGGCGGCUGAGGUUCAGGUGCGAGUCAAGGCGUGCGGGCUCAACUUCGCCGACCUGAUGGCGCGUCAGGGGCUUUACGACCGGCUGCCGUCCCCGCCGGUAAGCCCGGGCAUGGAGUGCUCCGGGGUGGUGGAAGCUGUCGGGGAGGAGGUGACGGACAGAAAAGUGGGCGACAAGGUGAUGGUGCUGAAUCGCUUCGGCCUGUGGCAGGAGGUGGUGGUGGUGGCGGCCGACCACACCUUCCUCAUGCCGGAGGGGAUGAGCUUCGAGGAGGCCGCCGCCGUACCGGUCAACUACAUCACCGCUUACAUGAUGCUGUUUGACUUUGGUCACCUGCGGCCCAACCAGAGCGUCCUCGUCCACUCGGCUGCAGGCGGCGUCGGCACGGCCGCCACACAGCUGUGCAAAACAGUGAAGGACGUCACCGUGUUCGGCACGGCGUCGGCCAGCAAGCACGAGGCCAUCGCGCAGGCCGGCGUCACGCAUCCCAUCGACUACCGUACCAAGGACUAUGUGGAGGAGGUGCGCAAGAUCAGCCCCAAAGGACUGGACAUCGUAUUGGAUCCUCUUGGAGGAUCAGACACCCACAAGGCCUACAACCUGCUUAAACCAAUGGGCAAACUUAUCACCUAUGGUGCCGCUAACAUGCUGGCGGGCCAGAAGAAGAACUUGCUGGCCGUGGCCAAGAAUUGGUACCACCAGUUCUCCAUCCACACGCUCAACCUGAUCCAGAGCAACAAGUCUGUGUGCGGCUUCCACCUGGGCUACCUGGACGGCGAGACGGAGCUGAUCGGCCAGGCGCUCCACACCGUCCUGGACCUCUACAAGCAGGGCAAGGUCAAGCCCCGCAUCGACUCCACCUGGCACCUGGAGCAGGUGGGCGACGCCAUGCGAAAGAUGCAAGAGAGGAACAACAUCGGCAAGGUGGUCCUCAUCACGGAGCCCAUGCCCGAGGAGGAGAAGAAGGAGGAGAAGAAGGAGGAGGCGCCGGCGGCGGCAGACAAGAAGAAGGAGGACAAGAAGAAGGAGGACAAGAAGAAAGAUGACAAGAAGAAGGAUGAUGGCAAGAAGGAGGAGAAGAAGAAAGAGGAGACCAAGAAGGAAGAGGAGGAGAAGAAGGAAGAGGCCAAGAAGGAGGAGAAGUGAAAGUGGGUGGAGAUUGAUCCGUUUGUGGUGUGAGGAGGGUGGGGAGAUGAAACCAAUCUCAUUCCCAUCAACAUCUCUUACUCCUGCUUGGCCAUAAAAAUCGGACUGAUUUUCUUCUGCACCCACCCUCCCCCCACCAUGGCCACCAGUGGGCUAAAUUGUUGUUACCUGCCCCCCAACACCGACCCCCUUCUUACCGUCAUCAACCUCGCUCGCCCACAGCAGGCUCAAAGACGAGCAAGACGAACCGACCACACCCACCCACCCUUCCUCCAGUUAUGUCACUCAGAUGAGUCAGCGAGCUCUCUGAUUGGCUGACGCUCAAGACAGCAUCAACAAGUAUCCACUGCUAAUUUGAAAGCGCUCCACAGUUAAUAAUAGUCCCUCAUAAAGAGCCUCUCUGUGUAUAAGAUGAAUUGGGCAGUGGGAAAAAGAGGGGCGCGGGGGGGGGGUCUCUCUCUCUCUCUCUCUCUCUCUAACCCCCCCCCCCCCCCCCCCCACAACUGCUGACGACCACAGGCUGAAAGAAGCACUGUCACGCUAGGGCCUCCCUCUCGCUCCUUUUCAGAAAGUCCUGCCCGUCACUCCAACCCAAGCAAAAGGGCGGGCGGGGGUGUUCCAGUACAAGCCUCUAUCCCUCUCUUCUUCCCGUUCCUUCUCCGUGGUCGGCAUAGCAACAGGCGCCGGGCCGGGCUUGUGAUGCUACUAUCCUUCCCCACACACACACACACACACACACACCCUCCAUGCGUGCCAACAAUGUACCACCAUGCCUCGCUUCCAAUUCAAGUAUUUAAAAAAGAAUUCUACGAUAAAGCCUAGCUAGUAUUGACAAUUUUUCUAGGCGCAAGUUGUGGCUAAAUAGAGGGCACGCUGCCGCCUAGUGGUCGUUUGGCUACUUCGAGCUCACUGUCACAUUAAUAAUAAGGGCUCGUCGUAAAAAGAACAUUGCAUUUGCGCUUCAUUUAAAUCUUGAACAUACUGAAGAAGCCAUUAAAUUUGACAAAAACUUUUUUUCUGAGUUUCCCGAACUACCCUUUCUAUGCCAGUACCGGGUCGUAUUGACAGAGGACUUAAUUUGCCAUAGUUGACGUAAGUUUGACACGAUUAAACGAGUCUACGCGAUCCAAAGAAGUAUUUUACCCAUCCCUGCUUGCUUUCGGGUUCCUUUUUUUUGUUAUGGUUGUUGUGCCUUUUCCCUCCUAAAACCGGCAGUUGUAUUUUGCAGUUUUAACUCUUGCCGUCCUUCUGCCUGCCUGCCUGCCUGCCUGUCUGUCUGUCUGUGUAGGCGCCCCCUAGAUGGCAACUGGUGAAUUUGUUUAUAAAUGUAUAAAAAAAACAUGUAUUAGAAAAAAAUAUGUUGUGUUAAGCACGAGUGCUCUCCCUCAUGUGCUGUGUGCCAUUGUGUGGGUGCGCGUGCGUGCGUAUGCAUUUGUCCUCGUGUCAUCAUUUUCCAUGACCUAACCGCCGAAUCCACCGAUAUCUUUAACCCAGCCCCACCACCCUCAUUCAAGGCCCGAACCACAAGGACAAAGUGGUGUUUUGUAUGCUUUGCACUCUGUUUGCUAAUCCUAAUGCAUUUACAAGCAAGGCGCUCGCACCCCAGCCCCAUCCACUCACCAGAUUGUGUGUGGCGCCCCCCAGUGGGCUGGAGUGCGAGCAGAGUUUGGACCCGUGCAUUCUGUCCACCUCCGCUUGGGAUUAUGAUGAUUGUUUUUGUGCGCGCGUGUGUGUGUGUGCGUGUGUGUGCGCGUUUUGUUCUAAUCUGUUGGGCGACCUUUGUAAACCUGUGCAUGAUCCUUCUGUUCCAAGUGCCAUGUGUUAUGAAACCGACGCUCCCGCUAAAAACCAACCAAAAAAAAAAAAAACUCCCCAACGUAGGGAGCCUUUUUAUUAUCAAGCUGUGUCUUUUGUGUCCGAACCACGUGUGCCAAAUGACAAUGAAUAUUCCGCUUGUCAAUGCUUUGAAUAUUUACAGCGCAUAGAAAAAAAUAUAUGCACAUGCUGACGAUAAGUGUGGUUUUGGGUGGGUUUUCAUGCUCAUCUAAAUUUACAGAGCGUCUGACAAAUAUCCCAAAUAUGUGCACCGAGAGAGGGUUGUUGUUAUUAUUUUUGAUUCCCCCCCCGCGCUUUUGAUUGUCAGUUUGUCGCUCGAGCUAGCUUGUGGGCCCGCACUGUGCCUCCUCCUCCUCCUCCGUCCUUGCACACAGUUUACCUCAAUGCGUCCCUUAACUAACUUGACAGAAAGAUCCUUUUCACUGUGCCCUACCAGCUCCCGUAUGCGGUCCGCCGUGACCCCGUCCGUCCACGUGUUUACGAUCACGUCGCAGUGAAAAGGAGCUGGACGCCGUUCAUUUUGACACUUCAAUGCCAAGCAUACGUGAUAUAGAGGUUACUUUCCCGCUUUCAUAAUUGCAUCAACUUGUGUGGCGGCGAAUGAGAUGUUGAAAAAGAGAAACUAGCUAGUGUCUGGAAAGGGGACACUUCAUGUCUCAAUUGAUAAUACUGUGCUCAAAUGUCUCAGGCCACUUAAAUGCCAUUAUUCUUAUAGCCACAGUGGUCCCCAACCUUUUUUGCGCCACGGACCGGUUACGUGUCAGAAAUAUUCUCGCGGACCGGCUUUUAUAUAAAUAAAUACAUUUAUAGAAAUAAAUACAUUUAUAGAAAUAAAUACAUUUAUAGCAUAUAUAUAUAUAUAUAGAUAGAUAUAGAUAUCUAUCUAUAUCUAUAUCUAUAUAGAUAUAGAUAUCUAUAUCUAUAUCUAUAUCUAUAUCUAUAUAUAUAUAUAUAUAUAUAUAUAUAUAUAUAUAAACUAGGUGAAGUAAAAUGAUACGACUGGCAUAUAAACUAAUAGAAAGCACACACAAAUAAAACUCACCAUUACGUUGAAUUAGCGGCACUGAGCUUGUUUCUCAGAAACGAGCCGGUCCCAUCUCGGCGUAAUCGGAGACGAUGACACCCAAAGUGUGCUGUUGUUCACGAUUUUUUCUUUCCAAAGAUUUGUCUUCUAAUGCAGGAUGCUUGGUCUCCAUGUGCCGAAACAGUUUUGAAUGCUUCAUUGCCUCGUUAGCUAGCCUGUCGCCACAUAUUAUUUAGAGUGGGCUUGGCACGACAGAGUCACCAUGUCCUUUAAAAUUCAGCUUUCCUUUUCUUAGAAGUCGUAGCCUCUUCUUCUUCUGUCUCUUCAUUGAGCUUUUUCUCCUUUCCGAAGAAGCUUUCCAAACAUCUCUGUUUCUUGCUCAUUUUUGCUUGCUUCGCCGGCUCGGCUGGGGUGAUAUGUCACGUGACCGGGACGAGCGUCUUGACCUGAAUUAACCUGUGUCAAGAGGCACAGGUGCACCGGCGGAUGUAAUUGGGAGAGAAUCGCCCAAAAUUUUUAUAGUUUUCAAAUUAAGUUCUUACUCAUUGUUGCUAGCUUUGUGGGCUCGACUGGGGAAGCAUGUCACGUGACCGAGACGAGCGUCUUGACCUGAAUUAAUUGUUCGUCGAUAAAAAAAAUAGAUAUAAAAAUAUGUUUUUUUUUCUGUGCGGCUUGGCGGCCUGGUACCAAGUUAUGCACGGACUGGUACCGGUCCGCGGCCCGGUGGUUGGGGACCACUGUUAGUAGAAUACAUUAGCGCAGUGGUUUUCUAAACAGAGUACCGAGACUAAAAAAAAAAAAAAAACAUUCGCAAA